Serendipita indica DSM 11827 is the source of this 660-nucleotide messenger RNA. The record is from the annotation of a GenBank genome assembly. Lineage: Eukaryota; Fungi; Basidiomycota; Agaricomycetes; Sebacinales; Serendipitaceae.
AUGCAUCGCUUUGGAGCUGCAGUAGACGAUGAUGCUGCAAACGCCGUCGUAUCAGGCUUGGAUGCCCAAGGAGGUGGAACGUGGCUUGGAGUUAAUCGACAUGGUCGAAUCGCAAUGAUGCGAUUGGAUAGUACAAAUAUCACCGAGGAAUUGCUUCAGCGAAGAUCAUUGUCAAGAGGACACCUCGUCUCUGACUUUCUCCUAUCCGACCCAGCUAAAGAAUCUAUGCAGGAAUACAUCGAUCGCUUGCUCACCAUUGGUUCUCAAGAAGGAGCAGAGAGCGAGCGCGACUAUGCAGGCUUUAAUCUCGUCCUCAUCAGCUUUAGCACAUAUGACUCUCCCGAUACAAACCUGGAUAGGAAGCCGCAGAUAGCACUCGUGACAAAUUCUGGGGCCAGUGGUGUCCUCAGUGCACGCUGGAUGAGCCAAGAUGACAUCUGUCUUGGAGGCAUGUCGAAUGGAAUCGAUGGGAAAACGAUGCAAUACUGGACAAAGAUUGAAGAGGGCAAACAAUCUUGCGUAGUCUCCUCGAUCAGCCAGACUUGGCAGAGGACAAUCUCGUGGAGGGCCUCUUUGGGAUUCUCUCUCUGCAUACACCGGAACCACCUAAAAAAAGAGACGACCUUCGAGCCUCAAUCCGCAUCGAUCCGGUCCACCUGA